Molecule: messenger RNA, 1579 nt
Organism: Amphibalanus amphitrite
Lineage: Eukaryota; Metazoa; Arthropoda; Thecostraca; Balanomorpha; Balanidae
Product: luciferin sulfotransferase-like
Exons: 1
Coding region: 94-624 (176 amino acids)
Biological process (GO): sulfation
Cellular component (GO): cytoplasm
Molecular function (GO): sulfotransferase activity
Source: RefSeq, a predicted model, not a curated record
UGAAGCACCAUUGAGUUUGCAUACCACCGAUAAAAGAGAAACUUGCGUGAGCAUUUUUCGACUCUGACGCCGAUCGAACCGAUUUCACAGGUGAUGUACGUAGUCAGAAACCCCAAGGAUGCCGUCGUCUCCUUCUACAAGAUGUUGCAAAACAACAAAACGCUGAGCCCGGAGCUGACGGUCGACCAGUACGCCGAGCUGUACAUGGCCGAUCGCUGCAUCAGCACGCCCUUCUUCUCGAAUGUUCUGCAGGCGUGGAAACAGCGGAACCACCCCAAUAUGCUGUUUGUCACAUUCGAGGAGAUGAAGCAAGAUCUGCGCGGUGUCAUCAACCGCGUGGCAGCCCACCUCGGGAAGCAGCUAACCGAAAAACAACUGGAGCAGCUCGAACGUCACCUCAGCUUCGAAAGCAUGAAGGACAACCAGUGGGUCAACAAGGAGAACAUGGGAUUCAAGAAAACAUACAGCAGCACCGGAGAGAGUCAGGCCUUCAUGAGGAAGGGUCAGACGGGCGACUGGAAGAACCACCUGAGUGCCGAGGUGGCGCAGAAGAUGGACGUUUGGAUGGAGGAGAACCUUCGAGGCACCGGACUGGAGCUGGUCACGGAGCUCCCGCAGAAGUAAAGACUUCUUCAACUUCUGAACCGUUCAAACCGCCAUUCAACCAUCAAACUCAUUCUGGCCUCCUGAAUCGUGAUCUAGAAAAGUCUGAGCAACCACAAAUAUCAGAACAGGAUAGCAAAACUCCCGAGGGGUCUAAAAUUGAGGCUCGAAGCUCCGCGAAUCAAACUGGGAAAUAUCAGAGCAAGUUUUUGCAGAUGCUACUGACCUGCCUUAUGGGUCUUCAAUACAUAUCUAUCUACAGAACAUUCCUCGACUGUUAUUUGUAAAAACACGACGACUUAUAAUUCAGAAGGCCCAAUUCAAAACAUUGACAAUCGCAGAUACACCAGCAAUUAUAGAUUCAAGAAAACUAUGGUUCACCUAAAAGGUGAAGCAUGCUAAAAUUUUGAACCUUUUAUAUGUUGCUGUUUCACUUUUUGUACGAGGAUAAUCAUCUUUCCUUCAAAUACAUAUUAAACAUCCCUUCAUUGUUUUCCGCUAGGACACUGCACGAAUAAAAUAUAAAAGCUGAUGAUCAAUAACAGCAACAUGAAGUGCCUAUUGAAUGCCACAAAAUGCUACUGAAUAGUGUGCUUGAGUGAGUCCCACAAGGAUCUUUCUUAGGGCCCACACUAUUCGUUCACCCGCUUCGUAGGCUGUGUCGAAACAUUGAAGGCACUUCUUAACAUGCUGCUAUUUAAAUAUGUGUGGCUAUUAUAGAUAUGUCUGUACCAGAUUAGGACUAAACAACCAAUCGCGGGUAGCUUAAAAAACACACAUCUGAUGUACUCAGAUUUUGGGUACUUUUGCCUUUAUGUAGCUCGAAAAGGAUAGCGUCUUCAUUGGAAGGAACACCAGGUAUGCCUAUCUUAGCUUUGAUGGCCUCGUGUCCUGCGCUGAUUCAACGAACAUCCUUCCACGAAGCGUUGCAGAUUGUCUAGUGCCCGGAGUCGCUAGCCAAUUUCCCGUCCUUCCA